Messenger RNA from Daldinia caldariorum, 789 nucleotides. RefSeq lists its product as uncharacterized. The coding region runs from base 1 to 684 and encodes 227 amino acids. Lineage: Eukaryota; Fungi; Ascomycota; Sordariomycetes; Xylariales; Hypoxylaceae. The record is from RefSeq and is a predicted model, not a curated record. The transcript is spliced from 2 exons.
AUGGAUAAUCAUGAAGAAGUCCCCCAAUACUGGCCCGGUCUGGAGGACUGGCGCUAUCCCUUGCCCUACGAUAAUGAACCUACCCCUUACGGUGACCCUUCGCACGCCCUUCCCGGGGGUUACUACGAUCCUGCCCCUUACGGUGACCCUUCUCACCACCCUCGCGAUGUUUACUACCAUGGCGAGUCUGCUUAUGCAGACCCUCCUCAAGAUUAUCAUCCAAAUUACAGUGGUCUCAACGUCGAUGUUCCUAGCCAAGUCCAUUCUACGGACGUUGCCAAAGGAAUACCAACUGGCAUGGACUCUGUUGAUGAUCGCCUAGCGAGCAAGGAAAAGGCUACAGACUCUCAACAGGGCCAAUACAAGUGCCAGCAUUGCGGCAAUUAUACUGGCAAAACGCCACACACACUUAAGGAGCAUAUAAAGUUUACCCACAUUGGCGAAUACUGCAUGUGGAAUGGCUGUGGGUUCAAAGGCACUGAGUCCGAGGUGCGUGAACAUUUACGCUCGACGCAUGCUAGGAAGAUUCUUGUAUCCGAUGCUACAAAUGGCGUCGCAAAGCCACCGCGAUAUAUGUGCAACUGGGAAUUCGAGGGUGGAUCAAAGUGCAAGAAGACCUUUGCAAGGUAUGACGGCGUUGUUCGCGACUUCUUCCAUCAUAAUAGGGAGCUCUGUCUACCCUAAGGUGCAGAGGCAAGGUACCUAGUCACGAUACAUGCGUUCAACGCUUUGAGGAAUGGAGCAUAUGGAUCAUGCUAUACUAUCCAUCAAACAGCGAAGUAUCAAGUU